AUGAUAACUGGAACAACCUGGGCUGUUGCUUUCCUCUGCUGGCUCUAUGCGAACUCAGUUCUUGGCGAAGCUUUUACAUUCACGAUUCUGGCGACAGAUCAUUCUGUCUUAGUUGCGCGUUUUUCGUUCACAUCCGUCAACCCUUUAAAGCUCGACAAAAACCGCGAUCUGACGUUGCUCCACUUUCGCUGUGUCUACGAAGACAAAUAUAUUGUGUCCUACAACGAAGGGAUUACACCUGUCAAGAGAACCCUCCAAUUCGACACGAAAAUGGGCAAAUUCGACGUCGAUAUGAAGCUGUACAAGGAAGCAGUUUACAGUUACUUCCCUCUUUAG
This is a messenger RNA of Oikopleura dioica, 336 nucleotides long. Lineage: Eukaryota; Metazoa; Chordata; Appendicularia; Copelata; Oikopleuridae. The record is from the annotation of a GenBank genome assembly.